CUGGCGCGCGGUGGCGGGACCCCUACAGCGAUCUCAGCAAGGGCGUGCUGCCGAGCCGGACCGUGGAGGAUGUGCUCACGCCCCUCGAGGACUGUUUCAUGCUGGACGCCAGCACCGUGCUGGACUUUGGCGUCCUGGCCAGCAUCAUGCAGAGCGGGCACACGCGCAUCCCCGUGUACGAAGAGGAGCGCUCCAACAUCGUGGACAUGCUCUACCUCAAGGACUUGGCCUUCGUGGACCCCGAAGACUGCACACCGCUCAGCACCAUCACUCGCUUCUACAACCACCCACUCCACUUCGUCUUCAAUGACACCAAACUGGACGCCGUCCUGGAGGAAUUCAAGCGAGGGAAGUCCCACCUGGCCAUCGUGCAGAAGGUGAACAACGAGGGCGAAGGUGACCCCUUCUACGAGGUGCUGGGCCUGGUCACCCUGGAGGACGUCAUCGAGGAGAUCAUCAAGUCUGAGAUCCUGGACGAGUCUGAAGACUACCGAGACACCAUGGUGAAGAAGAAGCCUGCUUCUCUGAGUGCUCCUCUCAGGGCAAAGGAGGAAUUCUCCUUGUUCAAGGUGUCUGACAAUGAAUAUAAAGUGAAAAUCUCGCCUCAGCUGCUCUUGGCCACCCAGCGCUUCCUUUCCCGAGAGGUGGAUGUAUUCAGCCCACUGCGGAUCUCCGAGAAGGUUCUGCUGCACCUGCUGAAGCAUCCCAGCGUCAAUCAGGAAGUGAGGUUUGACGAGAACAACCGCCUGGCUGUGCACCAUUACCUAUACCAGCGCAGCCAGCCAGUGGAUUACUUCAUCCUCAUCCUGCAGGGCAGGGUGGAGGUAGAGAUUGGGAAAGAGGGCCUGAAGUUUGAGAACGGGGCCUUUACCUACUAUGGAGUGUCUGCCCUGACGGCGCCGUCCUCCGUCCACCAGUCCCCGGUGUCCUCGCUCCAGUCCAUCCGCUACGACCCGCCGCCUGAGCCCGCCGAUGGCACCCGCUUGUCUGCGUAUUGUCCUGACUACACCGUGAGGGCCCUCUCUGACCUGCAGUUCAUCAAGGUCACGCGGCUGCAGUACCUCAACGCACUCCUGGCUACCCGAGCCCAGACCCUGCCGCCGUCCCCUGAGAACGCGGACCUUCAGGCCAUCCCAGGCAGCCAGACCAGGCUCCUCGGUGACAAGACAGCCACCACGGCAGGGUCCAACCACAGCAGACCCGGCCUCCCAGCGGAGGACAGCCCAGGGCGGAACCCAGGAGUUUAACGCUUGCCAGGCCGCCCCAGGCCUGGGGAACGGACAAGCACGUGGGGAACUGGAGCGGCUUCCUGCCAGCCUGUCCCCACCCCUGCAGGCCACGUUUUAGGUGGCCCUCGUAGGUGCGGUCCUGGCUGUCCUCAGAACCAGACGUCAGUGCCAGGAGCCUUCAGGUCCUGCCCCCCUUCGGGAGAUGGGGGUCAGCCAGGGCCCAGCCCCGAGUCUGCUUCCGACCGGAACGAAAGGAACAGCAUCAUCUCCAGUCCCUGGGGCCCAGCCUCCCUGUGACAGUGCAGUGUGUUUAUACCUCUUCCGGCCAAGCCACGACGUGAGUCCACGAUUACCGCCUCUGUGUGGCGGUGACCUGUACUCUCUGCUUCUAAGUUGCCAACCUGCUGCAGGCAGCACUUUUUGAUCAAACCAAGAGCACCAGUUUGGGCUGGGGGUUCACAUCCACGGCCUUGGCCACUCACUGGUGACCUUUUUGGCUUCCCACACAAUGCCGUGCUUCAGAGCUCGCACCCAGCCUGUCCUUUGUGCCAAACCGACAAGCUGGUCUGUCCUAGCAGUCCCGCUCCCUCCUGUGGAGGUGGCUUUCCCGACCCCUCCCCUGGCCCUGAGUGAGCGUGCUGGCCCCGGUGGGACUGGGGAGCGCGCUGCCACUCCCGCGCCUGCCUUGCUUCGUCACCACUGACAGUAUUGUCAUUUUCUGUGUUUCAAGAAGAGGUCACACGUGGGAGAAAGUUGCACCUAAUCCUUUUUUGUUGUCAGAUUCCAGGGAGGGUAACCACCUAUUGACCUGUUUUGUACCUUCCUGCGAGGCCCAGGGGGGUGCUGUGUGGUGUAAGGUGCCUGGACAGCAGCGAGGGAGGCGGGGGCUGGUUGUGGACCAGGUAGAUCCCCAUCACCUUGUUUAGAGAGAAGAACAUGAAAUCAGAGUUCUCUGAAACAUUUCAGGCUCUUUGCUUUCUUGCUUUUCUAGCUCUGGGGUUUAAGAGAAGUGGGAACAGGAAGGCAUUUGUCUUGUCUUCUGGUUCACCUAAAUUCACCUUCCAUGGUGCUGCAGCUGCCUAGGAACCGGGGCAUCACAGGGAUCUAGGAUAGGGAGGGAUUUUUCUCAGAGGAAUUUGGGUCCUUAUCCAGGAUCAGUGGGAAGGAGGGCCAAAAAGCAAUGGCAUGCUCGUUUAGAAAUUGUUCUCAAGGAAUUCUCUCCAAGAGCAAACCCAGGUGGGAAACAGAUACUUUAAAAUGAUCUCUCUCCAGAACAGUGGUUCUUAACCUUGGCUGCACGUUGAAAUCACAUGGCAAAUUAAAAAACUGAUACCUGCCCCCCCCACCCCAAAGGGGUCCUGAUUUAAUCAGUCUGGGCGUCAGGGUUUUAUGCUUUGAAAUAAUUUUAGAUACACAGACGAUUUCCACAUAUUAUUCACACCAGCUUCCCUGAAAUGUUCAUAUCUUACAUAACUUUGUUACACUUAUUAAAACUAAAAAAUUAAUGUUGGUACAAACCAUUAACUAAAUUACAGGCUGUCUUGAAUUUUUACCGGUUUUUUUUUCCAGUAAUACCCCUUUUCUGUUGCAGGAUCCAGUCCAAGAUAGCAAGUUGCAUUUAGAGCUAUUCCUGCCACCCUCCCUAACCCCCGUCCCAACUAACUUUAUUUUGAAAUAAUUACAGAGUCGUAGGAAGUUGCAAAGAUAGAGGACCCACGUACUCUUCACCAGUUUUCCUCAACGGUUACAUCUUACUUACCAUACAGUACCAAAACCAGGACUCAGACACUGCCACCAUGUGGGUGUGUAGUUCUGUAGCAUCUUACCACCUGUAGAUUUGUGUAACCACCACUGCAGUCUAGAUGCAGAACUGUUCCCUCACCACAAGUUAUCUCCCUCCCACCACCCUGUUAGAACCACACCCACCCCCUCCAGCCACUAUCCUUAAUCCCUGGCAACCACUAAUCUGUUCAUCAUCUCUAUAAUUUUGUCAUUUCAAGAAUGUUAUGUAAAUGGAAUCCUACAGUAUGUAACCAAUGGGACUGGCUUUUUUCACUCAGCAUAAUGUUCUGGAGACUCAUCUAGGCUGUUGCAUGUGUCAGUCGCUCAUUCCCUUUUUAACUGCUGUGUGGUAUUCCCUGUAUACUCACUGUCUCGUUUAAGGACAUCUGGGUGGUUUCCAGUUUUUGGCUAUUCCCAAAUAAAGCUGCUAUGAACAUUCAUUACAGGUUCUUGUGCAAACAUUGGCUUUCUUUUUCUCUGAGCUAAAUGUCCAGGAGUGCAACUACCAAGUUGUAUGGUCAUUGCAUAUUUAGGUUUUAAAAGAAGCUUCUGGUGGGCAGGGUAUAGCGCAGAGGGAGAGCACGUGCCUAGCAUGCACGAGGUCCUGGGUUCAAUCACCAGUACCUCCAUUAAAAAGGAAGGAAACCGCCAAACUUUCAGAGUGGCUGUACGAUUUUACAUUCCCACCAGCGAUGAGUGAGCGCUUUUCCAAAUCCUCUUGGAUUUGGUAUUGUCACUGGUUUUUAUUUUAGCCUGGUAGGGAGGUAGUGCUAUCUCAUUGUGGGUUUUAUUUGCAUGUCCAUGAUGGCUGAUGUGUAUUUUUUCACGUGCUGCUUUCACUUUGUGGAAUGGCCUUUGCCCGUUUUCUAAUUAGAUUGUUUCGUUUUUUUAUUGCUGAGAUUUGAGUUCUUCAUAUGUUCUAUAUAUAAUGAGUAUAUUGUCUACAUAUAGUAUGUGCAUUCUAAAUACUAACUUUCUUGGGUUUUCGGUUUGCACGUAUUAUCUCCCAAUCUAACUUAUUCAUCUUAACAGGAUUUCUUACAGAGCAAAAUUUUAAAUCUUGAUGGAGCCCAACUUACCGGUUUUUUCUAUAAUGGAUUAUGCUUUUGGUGUCAUGUCUAAGAAUUCUUUAUCUAGUCCUUAAUUGUGAAGGUUUUUUGUUUUUCUAAAAUUUUUAUAGUUUUUAAUUUGCAUUUAACUGAUCCAUUAUUGAGUUAAGGUGUUGUGUUUUGGGGGUGUUUUUGCCUAUUGGUGUCCAGUUCCUCCAGCACCAUUUGUUGUAAAGCAUAUCUUUCCUCCGUUGAAUGACUUUCACGUCUUUGGGCAUAUUUGCUGUGUCUGUUUCUGGGUUGUCUGUUCUGUUCUGUUGACUGAUGGGUCUGUCCCCCCACCGGCACCACACUGUUUUGAUUGCUGUAGCUGUUUGUUUAAUAAGUUCUGAAAUUGGGUGGACUUUGUUCUUUCCUAAAGUUGUUUUGGCUUUUUAAGUUUUACAAUAAUCUUGUUUACAUCUACAAAAAAAAUCUUGCUGGGAUUUUGGAAGGAAUUGGAUUAAACCUGUGUAUCAGUUUGGGUGGAACUGA
This is a messenger RNA of Vicugna pacos (alpaca), 4594 nucleotides long. RefSeq names its product cyclin and CBS domain divalent metal cation transport mediator 3 (gene CNNM3). Gene Ontology annotation, biological process: transport; magnesium ion homeostasis. Gene Ontology annotation, cellular component: plasma membrane. The record is from RefSeq and is a predicted model, not a curated record. NCBI's taxonomy places the organism in Eukaryota, Metazoa, Chordata, Mammalia, Artiodactyla, Camelidae. Gene Ontology annotation, molecular function: transmembrane transporter activity.